Messenger RNA from Danaus plexippus (monarch butterfly), 1084 nucleotides. RefSeq lists its product as uncharacterized. The record is from RefSeq and is a predicted model, not a curated record. The coding region runs from base 97 to 654 and encodes 185 amino acids. Lineage: Eukaryota; Metazoa; Arthropoda; Insecta; Lepidoptera; Nymphalidae. The transcript is spliced from 5 exons.
GUAAGAAAUCGCAAUCAAAUCUUAUAUAAAAUAGAAGAAUUGGAAAAUACUUUAGAGUUCUAAAGCACUGCGGUAUCGAAUAGCAAGUUAUUGUACAUGUUUAAUAUGAUGAAGGGACUAAAGUUCUUCUUACUUGGAUUACUGCAUAUAGCAGUUGCUGUGCCGAUACUUACAGAUUUGGAAAUGGUAGAUGACACGACCUCUGUUGGAACCUAUGUUCGGGAAGUCAGAGCAGCACCACCCGAUAACUACGAGAGGUCCUAUGAAAGUGAGGGUGACGGUGUGAUUGGAUACUCCCGUAAGAAGAACGGUGGUGGCAAGAAGGGAUAUCAACAUUUCGAUUCCUACCAUAAAAAGGCAGGAGAUGAUUACGAGCUUGAGACUCAAGACUCGUUUGGACUCGAUGAUGAAGGUCAAGCAGGGGCACACAGCCAUAAGAACGAAAGGAAAGCUGAACGGUAUCAAGAACCUGAGGCUGAAGAAAUUGAGGAAGAAAAAUCGAAAAGACAACCAAAGCCCGAAAGAGGACACGCAGAAUUAAGGGAAGGUGUAAGUGACGGCAACGGAGGAAUUGAAGCCUACGGUCAUGAUCCCGCAGAUUACGUUCUUCCUGAAAAAUACACUUAUGGUUCCGGAGAAGAAUAUAACUUCUAAUAGAUACUACAAUUUUAUUAAUCCGUAAAAGACUGUACAUAUAUAAAUAUAAGAUUUAUUAUAAUAUGAAAAGAAAACAUUUAGAAUCAUCAUCAUUCAUCAUUGUAGGAGCGCUUAUUAGUAACGCACUUCAAUUAUUAAAUUGUUUAAGAAUUCAAAAGCAAUAAUUUCUUUGGAAGCAUAAUCUUUGUAGCAGCAAUGUCCAAGCAGCUUAAGGGCUAUCAAAGUCAUUCCAAUAACGAUUUCUCUAAAUUAACAAGAAUCUUCCGUAAAACAAAAAAGGGUUCGAGCAGUAAAUCAAUCUUGAUUAUUUAAAGAUAAAUCUGCCUUAAUAAUUAGAUUAGAUCUUAGGGAGUUUUAUGUAUAAAAUCAGCACCUAUCCAAUAGCCACCCAACAUUACCAUGUCUGCGUCAAUUUUUGCUAUAAACU